Messenger RNA from Melanotaenia boesemani (Boeseman's rainbowfish), 3998 nucleotides. It is a transcript of the gene sec14l1, whose product is annotated as SEC14-like protein 1. Gene Ontology annotation, cellular component: cytoplasm; cytosol. The record is from RefSeq and is a predicted model, not a curated record. Gene Ontology annotation, biological process: negative regulation of RIG-I signaling pathway. The transcript has 16 exons. Lineage: Eukaryota; Metazoa; Chordata; Actinopteri; Atheriniformes; Melanotaeniidae. Bases 173 to 2305 code for a protein of 710 amino acids. Gene Ontology annotation, molecular function: RIG-I binding.
AUGGAGCUAACGGGCUGGCCUCACGGAACCAAUUGAUGACGUGCUGUUUUCAUCUUAACUACACGUUUCCUCGCUCAGCUGAAAUUAUGGACACAGUAAAAACUGGAUAGCUUCGUUUAAGCGCCAGCGUUGACUCCGAAACUGAAGUUUUCUAGUUUGCCGAGGUUCAACGAUGGUCCAGCAGUACCAGUCCCCUGUUCGGGUCUACAAGCACCCUUUUGAGCUCAUAAUGGCGGCCUAUGUGAGGAGGUUCCCAAAGUGCCCUUUGAUCCCAGUGUUUGUGGACAGUGAGAUCAUCAGACAGAGUCAAAAUGAAGAUGGCUCUGUGGUUGUAACUGAGAGGCGCUGCACGAUCGACAUUGAGGCCCCUCGACUUCUCAAACGGAUUGCUGGUGUAGACUAUCUGUACUUCAUCCAAAAGAACACCCUGAACCACAGGGACAGGACACUCCAGAUCGAGGUCCAUAAUGAGACAUUUUCUAACAGAGUCCUUGUCCGUGAAUGCUGCAAUUACACGGUUCAUCCAGACAAUGAAGACUGGACAUGCUUCGAGCAAACAGCUAGUCUUGAUAUUAAGUCCUUUUUUGGAUUUGAGAGCACAGCAGAGAAGAUAGCGAUGAAACAGUAUGCUAGCAGCAUUAAAAAGGGUAAGGAAAUAAUUGAAUACUACCUCAGAGAGCUGGAGGAAGAAGGAGUAACUUGCAUACCUCGUUGGAGCCCCCCAGCUGAAUCUGGCAGGGUUACUGCAAGACCCCGGCUGCUACCCCCUUCUACAGCCAGAGCCAUCCCAGUGAACAGUGCCAAGGAUGGGCUGCCUGGUAAAGACCAGGCAGGACCCACAGAGCAAGUGGCUGGUUCACCUGAUGACAAGUUGGAUGCUGACUACAUCAGACGUUACCUAGGUGAUUUAACGCCUCUGCAGGAGAGCUGUCUUAUUCGACUGCGACAGUGGCUACAGGAAACCCACAAGGGCAAGAUUCCAAAGGAUCAGCAUGUACUGCGCUUCCUCAGGGCUAGAGAUUUCAACAUUGACAAAGCCAGGGAGUUUUUGUGCCAGUCACUGACCUGGAGGAAGCAGCACCAGGUGGAUUUCCUGUUAGACACGUGGGAGUACCCACAGCUGCUUCACGAUUAUUUCACAGGAGGAUGGCACCACCAUGACAGAGAUGGCCGUCCUCUGUAUGUCUUGCGUCUGGGUCAAAUGGACACUAAAGGCUUGGUUCGGGCUUUGGGCGAAGAGAUGGUGCUCAGACAGGUUCUGUCCAUCAACGAGGAGGGACUGAGGCGAUGUGAGGAGAACACCAGAGUCUUUGGUCGACCCAUAAGCUGUUGGACAUGCCUGCUGGAUCUGGAGGGUCUUAACAUGCGUCACCUGUGGAGACCGGGAGUCAAGGCCCUGCUGAGAAUCAUCGAAGUGGUUGAGGCCAACUACCCAGAGACUUUGGGCUGCCUGCUCAUAGUGCGCGCACCCAGAGUUUUCCCAGUUCUGUGGACCUUGGUCAGUCCCUUGAUUGAUGAGAAUACUAGAAAGAAAUUCUUUGUUUAUGCUGGGAAUGACUACCAAGGUCCGGGAGGCUUAGUGGACUACAUUGACAGAGAGAUCAUCCCAGACUUCCUUCGAGGGGACUGCAUGUGUGACAUCCCUGAGGGGGGAUUAGUUCCCAAAUCACUGUACAGGACUGCAGAGGAACUGGAAAGUGAGGAAAACUGUUUGUUGACCGACUCUAUUUAUAAGAGUGCCAGCAUCUUUAAGGGGGCUCCAUAUGAGAUUCUGAUUGAGAUCACAGAAUCCUCUUCCGUCAUCACCUGGGACUUUGAUGUGUCUAAAGGAGAUGUGACCUUUAACAUUUACCAUUCCAAGAGGGCUCCUCAGCCUCCAAAGAAAGACUCUCUAGCAGCACAUGGCAUCCCUUCCCUCGGGGCUGUUAAUGCCCAGUUGAUAGAUAGGAGCUGGGUUCUGGGCCAGGAUUACAGCAUGGUGGAGAAAGCUCUCACCUGCAGGGAAGGAGAGAGUGUACAGGGCUCCCACAUAACACGCUGGCCUGGCUUCUACAUCCUCCAGUGGCGUUUCCACAGCUCUGCAGCCUGCGCUGCCUCCAGCCUGCCUCGUGUGGAUGAUGUCUUGGCCUCCCUGCAGGUCUCGUCCCACAAGUGCAAGAUAAUGUACUACACCGAGGUGCUGGCGUCGCAUGACUUCAGGGGAUCCAUGACCAGUCUUGAAUCUUGUCACAGUGGCUUCUCUCAGCUCAGUGCUAGUACAACUUACUCAAGCCAGUCACAUGCCAGCUCCACUAUUUCAAGGUAGCAUCAGCCCAGCAGGUGUCCAAAGACAACAGCGAUCAAAACGUCUGACAUCCAGCUCUGUUUGUGCCUUAAACCUACAAAGACACUUGAUUAAAAAAAAAAUAAAUAAAAAUUAGAAUUAAAUAUGUCAUCUGAAAGCGAGAGGAGUGCAAGUAUCUCUUGGGGGUGUUGGUGAAGUAUCACUAGAGUGGGUUUUUGGAGAAGCAAGUUCCCGUGAAAAUCUGAUUACUGACUAAUUUUAUUAGACCUCUGUCUAUGAAGUAUGACAACACAGAAAAUUAGGAUGCCUCAAAAACAGCAGUUUUAGACAAGAUAAUUAAUAGUUAAAAAGAAAAGAGAAACAUUUACAAAAUGCAGAUUCACCUGUGCUGCUGUUACUGUCCACUGGGUGUCAGUGUACUCUGUGACUAGAGCUGAUCUCAGCUCUGCAGUGUUCUCAGCUCCAGGUUUAGCACACACACACACGCCCUCAUUUGGUCUUUAAGGAAAUCAGAGGGAGAAUUGUUGAAAUAAAGAAUUUAUUGCCAUUUUAAAUAUUCAUGUCUCUAGCGUGCAUCUUUGUACCAGAUGUUUGGAACGGUGACUGUGAUAACAGUGUUGUAUUGCAGUAGUGAAGUCACAUAAGUCAAAUAAGUUAUUUUAAAUUAGUUCAAAAAUAGAUGAGAGGUAUGGAAUGAAGUCUCUUUUUCAGAUUUGCAACACAGUCCAGAUUUCCUGUGAUAAUGGGUUAUUUUUACUUGUUAGCUGUAGCUGCUGUGUUUUCUGAGGCAGCUAAUUUGAAUGCAAUAUAACACAGUCCCUUGUGAUCUGGCGCAGGACCAAGCAGACAACUGAUUUACAUAAAAUUUUAAUUUCCAUAAACUUAUCAGAUGCUUCCAGCUAAAGCUUAAUUGAAUGUUCCUGUGUUUUGUUUUCUCUCUUUUCUUUCUUUGUCUGCAAACUUGUGUCAUGUUGCUGCUUCCCAACGCCAUAUAGGAUCAGGUGGAUUGAGUUUUCUGGGGGGCUGAUUGACGAGGUGCCUGACUUCCUGCUGGCAUGUCAUGGUUGUUAGUAAGAUGAAGUGCAUUUAUUUGCUAGAAGGUAAUGACCUGAAACCUUUGUAGUUCUUAUAAAUAAUUGAACCAUUCAUCUGAAAUGGAUACUUUGCUGAUAAAACCUCUGUCUUGAGGCUUAAACACAAUGUCUGUAAUGUAAUAUUUGGUUUACAAAUUAUAUAUCCCCUCUUAAAGCCACCUUAGGUUGAACUGGCACAAAAUUGCGAAGAGAUACACGCUUGACCUCAAAUAUUCCCCUCAAGCACUCUGAUGAUUAUUCAUUACAAAACGAAGGUGUAAACCAGGAGUUACUGCAGAAAAGGUCCAACUGAAGAGGAGCUAUGGUAGUUGAAUCAGUAUUCCACAGACAAUUGGUCAAAUAAAAAAUAUUUAUCUUGCAUUUUCCUCAUAUCGCAUAAAUGUUUGGAAUAAACCAAUUUUUAUUUGCAGCUGAACUUGUUAUUAGAUGCAUAUUGUGCUGAAGAUUUGAAUAUAUUUCAGUUUGUAAUACAAUGAUUUAAGAACACUUUUUUAUUUUACUAUGGUUUUAUUUUUAUGCAGCCCUCAGGUUGCAUCAAUUGUUCAUUUCAACAUCCCAUCGCUGCUGCAGUUGCGAUAAAAAAAAAACAAGAUUAUCUGAAAUUUGUCUAGGAAGAAAAA